CGGGCUCCAGCUACAAACCCAUGCUAUGCUUGUAAGCCUUUUUCUUGGUCUCAUCCAUCAAAUUCCAGCUUUAGUAACAUUGACUUUCACAUCUUCUACCUCGGUUGAAGGAAACAACGAGGUGACAUGAAAAGCCAAGAUUUUUUAUUCUAAUCAUAUUGGGGCAAUUUGCCACUUUUAAAUCCAUUCAAAGCCUCGCAUUUCUUACCGUUUCUUGCUUUUGAUAUAGAUUGUGUUCUCAUUUGCAUUCGAGGAAGUUGCUUCCUGAAUUGAAACUCGUUAAUGUUAAAUGAAUGUUGUUCUAUGUUACGCAAAUUUAGAAACAGAAACCAAAUAGUUUCCAGGUCUUGGACUCUUUGAACUCUGAAGCUUUUGGUUUCUCUCACAAAAAUGGGUUCAGCGGUUUGGUUAUUUUUGCUUGUUGUUUCUGUUCAUAUCUAUAUCAUAGCAGCUGCAACUAACCCUGAUGAUGCAAGUGCUCUAAGAUCUCUCAUGGGUGAGUGGAAAAAUUUACCAUCUAAUUGGGGGAGUGGGGAUCCUUGUGAUGAUCAAUGGGUUGGAAUUGAGUGCAGUGACACACGUGUGAUCUCAUUGAAACUGCCAAACAUGAAAUUGGAGGGACGGCUGACAGGAGAUGUUUUCAGCCUAUCUGAAUUACAAGAAUUGGAUCUAUCUUACAAUGAAGGUAUCACGGGAUCUCUUCCCUCGGCGAUUGGAAAUUUAAAGAAGCUAAUAAAGUUGGUCUUGGUUGGUUGUCGAUUCUUCGGUCCAAUUCCUGAUACGAUAGGAUCUUUGCCACAGCUGAGGGACUUAUCUCUAAAUUCUAAUGGCUUCACUGGGUCUAUUCCACGGUCCAUUGGUAACCUUUCAAACCUUUAUUGGUUAGAUCUAGCUGACAAUCAGCUUGAUGGAGAAAUUCCAGUUUCAGAUGGACCGACUACACCAGGGCUUGACUGGUUGAUUAAUACCAAGCACUUCCAUUUUGGGAAGAAUCAACUCUCUGGUCCAAUUCCAUCUAAACUUUUCAGUUCAGAAAUGACUCUGAUACAUUUGCUAUUUGAAAGCAACAGGUUCUCUGGAGCUCUUCCUUCCACCCUUGGGCUCGUGAAUACUCUGGAGGUGAUACGCUUUGACAACAAUUCACUGAAUGGAGAACUUCCAUCGAAUCUCAACAAUCUUACAAGCGUUCACGAUCUGUUUUUGUCCAACAAUGAGCUGACUGGCCCUCUUCCUAACCUUACUGGCAUGAGCAGUUUGAACACCUUAUACUUCAGUAAUAAUAGUUUUAAUUCAACAGACGUUCCUUCAUGGUUUCCGACUCUGUCGUCCUUAACAACAUUAGUGAUGGAAGAUACUCAACUUACAGGUCAAAUUCCUGCCUCAUUCUUGAAUCUUCCACAGUUGGAAACUGUGAUACUAAAACACAAUGACCUUAAUGGUACCUUGGAUAUUGGCCCGGGAGUUAGCAACCAGCUGGAGACCAUAGAUUUGCAGGGUAAUUUCAUAACAGAUUUUAAUGACACUGGUGGACCAUACACAUUCAAGCUGAUACUUGUAGAUAAUCCAGUGUGCCCGACAAGAGCAGCAAACACUUACUGUACAUUACCGCCACCAGAUUCCGUGCCUUUGUAUUCAACCGUUCCUAUGAACUGUCAGCCUUAUUCAUGCAGUUCUGGUCAAAUUUCCAGCCCCAUGUGCAGAUGUGCCUAUCCAUAUUCAGGGACACUACAAUUCAGAGGCCUUUUCUUCUCCGACUUGCGAAACCGAACUCCGUUCGAAAGUUUUGAGCAGAACUUGACACAGUUUUUCAAGAUGCCUGAAUUUCCUGUGGAUUCUGUUUCACUAAAAAAUCCACGGAUGGACCCAUAUCAGUAUCUUCUCUUGGACCUUGAAUUAUUUCCAUACAGCCAAGAUAGAUUCAAUAGAAGUGCAGUUUCUAAGAUUGCAUCUGCCUUUAGCAGCCAGGAUUACAAGCCACCUGACAUGUACUUUGGACCUUAUGUUUUUGGGGGUGACCCAUAUGAGUACUUUUCUGAUGUAGCUGCACACUCAAGCAAAUCAAGUACCGGCAUCACAAUAGGAGCGGCAGCUGGUGCUUCGGUGCUUUUUGUACUAUUAGUGUUUGCUGGGAUUUAUGCUUAUCGUCAGAGGAAGAGAGCACAAAGAGCAACCUUAGAAAGCAACCCUUUUGCACACUGGGAUCCUAAGAAGAGCAGUGGUAGCAUUCCUCAGUUAAAAGGAGCAAGAUGCUUCUCUUUUGAAGAGCUUAAGAAAUACACGCACAAUUUUUCAGAUGCCAAUGAUAUCGGAUCAGGGGGUUUCGGAAAGGUUUAUAGAGGAACUCUCUCCACUGGGGAGCUCGUUGCCAUCAAACGAGCUCAGCAAGGAUCUAUGCAGGGGGGGCUCGAAUUCAAAACAGAGAUUGAGCUUCUAUCUAGAGUUCAUCAUAAAAAUGUUGUUAGUCUAUUGGGAUUUUGUUUUGAGCGAGGUGAACAAAUGCUAAUAUAUGAGUAUGUUCCUAAUGGCUCACUUAGUGACAGUCUGUCAGGGAAGUCGGGAAUCAGAUUGGACUGGAGCAGGAGACUUAAAAUAGCCAUUGGUGCAGCUAGAGGAGUGGCAUAUCUUCAUGAGCUCGCGAAUCCUCCCAUAAUUCACAGGGACAUCAAGUCCGAUAACAUCUUAUUAGAUGAACUCUUAAAUGCUAAAGUUGCUGAUUUUGGCCUCUCCAAACUUAUGAGUGACGGUGAGAAGAGUCAUGUUAGUACUCAAGUGAAGGGUACAAUGGGUUAUUUGGAUCCUGAAUAUUACAUGUCCCAACAGUUAACUGAGAAGAGCGAUGUUUAUAGCUUUGGAGUGCUGAUGCUGGAAAUAGUAACUUCAAGAAGACCAAUAGAGCGAGGGAAAUAUAUAGUAAGGGAGGUGAGAAUGUCGAUGGACAAAUCAAAAAGCCUUUAUAAUCUCCAACAGAUUCUGGACCAAUCUAUUGGUUUCGGUACUUCAUCCAAAGGCCUGGAAAGGUUUGUAGACCUGGCAAUGAGGUGUGUUGAAGAAUCAGGAGCUGACAGGCCUACAAUGGGCGAAGUGGUGAAGGAGAUUGAAGACAUUAUGCAGAUGUCCGGCAUGAACCCGAACGCCGAAUCGGCAGCAAGCUCGGCAACAUAUGAGGAUGCAGCUAAGGGAACUGAUAUCCAUCCGUACAGCGACGAGUCUUUUACUUAUAGUGGAGCCUUCCCUGUCUCUGUUACCAAGAUACAGCCCCAUUGAAUGUGGGUUUCUUUUACCAUGUUUUAUCAGCAAUGAACCUAUCAACAGUGAGAGCUGCUUCUGUUUUGUCUUCUUUUUCCUUUUUUAUCCUUCCCAUGGAAUGGGCGACAGACAAACUUAAUUAUGUGGGAUCUUAUUUUUGUUUGAUGAAUAUUAUGAUGAAACUGUAAUUAGAAGGAUUCGUUUUAUGUAAAUAGGUAAUUCAACUGUUGAUUCGAAAU
Hibiscus syriacus is the source of this 3485-nucleotide messenger RNA. Its product is annotated as probable leucine-rich repeat receptor-like protein kinase At5g49770. The coding region runs from base 391 to 3264 and encodes 957 amino acids. Gene Ontology annotation, biological process: protein phosphorylation. The transcript has 19 exons. NCBI's taxonomy places the organism in Eukaryota, Viridiplantae, Streptophyta, Magnoliopsida, Malvales, Malvaceae. The record is from RefSeq and is a predicted model, not a curated record. Gene Ontology annotation, molecular function: ATP binding; protein binding; protein kinase activity.